Messenger RNA from Anisakis simplex (herring worm), 1239 nucleotides. NCBI's taxonomy places the organism in Eukaryota, Metazoa, Nematoda, Chromadorea, Rhabditida, Anisakidae. The record is from the annotation of a GenBank genome assembly.
CAUUUAUUUUGGAAAUGUUUUAGAAGGAUUGAAAUGCGGAAUGUUCUGGAGAAAUGUGGAUUUCCUGUUGUGCCAUCAUCGAAUUUUUUGAUCGGAAACUUGGAUGUAAUGAAAGAUGAACGAACACCGUUUCGAUUCGAAGAAUUGAGGCAGAAGUAUGGAAAAACAUAUGCUAUCAUGCAAGGGGCAUUCCCCACGAUCGUCACAUCAGAUGUCGAUCUCAUUCAGGAGAUUUGCUUGAAGAAAUUUCGUUAUUUCCACUCUCGAAUGACGGAUCCCACGAGUGGUGACCCAGAUAAAUCAAGAGGAGUUCACGUUUUCGCAGCAAGAGGUGAACGAUGGAAACGAAUUCGUACCGUUACAUCACCAGCUCUCUCGACACAAAAUCUCAGAAAUAUCUCAAAACUGAGCACAUACUAUGCAACUUUUCAGCUGUUCACAACUAUACGCGAUUCAGUUGAUCGAUUCAUCGACGGACUUCUGGAAGACAACAACAAUUCAGCACCCAUCGAACUGCAUCGGUUAUUGCUUGAUUUCAGUAUAUUUAUCGGCUAUCGAGAAGAAGACUUUGACUUUCUUCAAUUUUUGAAGAACGUUGAAGAUAAUGAAUGGAACGGAUGGAGAACAAGCAAUGAUGUACGAACUGACAUCAGUACCAUAAAAAUCGACAGGAAAAUGACUGCGGAGGAAAUAGUAGAACAAAUGCGUUUUUUGUCGACGGCUGGUUUCGAUACGACAGCGAAUACGUUGACCUACUUGACGUAUUUAUUGGCGAUUCAUGCAGAUAAGCAACAAAAAUUACGAGAUGAAAUCGACGAGUGUGAUGAAUUAUGUUUUGAUGUAAUCAACCAGUUGAACUAUCUUCAGUGGUGCAUUGCUGAAACACUUCGACUCUUUCCGCAUGCCUCUCUACUUCAAUCGAGAAGAUGUGUUGAAGACUGUGAAGCAAGUAGUUUCAAAUUCAAAAGGGGAAUUAAUAUUGCCUUCGAUACCUGGAGUUUGCAUCAUGAUCGCGAGGUUUGGGGUGAGGAUGCUGGUGAAUUCAGACCGGAAAGAUUUGCUGAUCGAAAUUCUGAACAACUGAAGAGCUGGACACCAUUCGGUGUAGGACCAAGAAUGUGUAUUGGCAUGCGAUUUGCACUACUUGAAAUCAAAACAGCAAUGUUUCAAAUAAUGAAGAAUUUCCGUAUCCUCAAAGCUACACCUUCCGAUCAAGUGAGUAUCAUUGUUAUUGCAUAA